Messenger RNA from Schizosaccharomyces osmophilus, 1770 nucleotides. Its product is annotated as amino acid transmembrane transporter. The coding region runs from base 1 to 1770 and encodes 589 amino acids. Gene Ontology annotation, biological process: amino acid transmembrane transport. Gene Ontology annotation, molecular function: amino acid transmembrane transporter activity. The record is from RefSeq and is a predicted model, not a curated record. NCBI's taxonomy places the organism in Eukaryota, Fungi, Ascomycota, Schizosaccharomycetes, Schizosaccharomycetales, Schizosaccharomycetaceae. Gene Ontology annotation, cellular component: membrane. The transcript has a single exon.
AUGGACUCGUCGCCUUCACCUCCUCAAUAUGUACCUGAAACAAGGGUGUAUUCCUAUUCAAACCGUAACUUAUCUAAUGAACAUGCAGAUAUUGAUGAAAAGAAGCCCGCUGUUGUUGAACAGUCUGAAGUCUCUGUCGGUGAAGUUGACAUUGUCCAACCGAAAGGAUGGUUUUCCGAUUUCGUUGAUGGUUUUCGUUUGGCUAAUACAGAUGAUGGUACUCCUGAACAUGGUCUUAAGCGGAAACUCAAGUCUCGGCAUAUCCAAAUGAUUGCUAUAGGAGGAGCCAUUGGUACUGGUGUUUGGGUUGGUAGCGGGCAAUCUUUAGCUACUGGAGGUGCUGCAUCUGUCUUAAUUAAUUAUAUUCUGGUCGGCACCAUGGUUUUUUUUACCGUGUAUAACCUGGGUGAAUUAUGCGUCGCCUUCCCUACUCGCGGUGGUUACAUUACACAUGCUACUCGUUUUAUUGAUGACUCUUGGGGAUUUGCCUUGAGCUGGAACUAUGUCAUGGGUCCCAUCGCUAGUAUUCCGCUUGAACUUACCACUAGUACAAUGGUCAUGCGUUACUGGACAGACCUCAAUGCGGGUAUAUGGGUCACAAUUUUCAUUUUCUUUCUUAUUUCCGCAAACACAUUUGGUGUACGACUCUAUGGAGAGCUCGAAUAUUUCUUGUCCACAAUAAAAAUUGCAGCAAUGUUUGGUUUCAUCAUCCUUGGCAUUAUUAUCAAUUGUGGUGGUGUCCCCACAGACCACCGAGGCUACAUUGGGACCCACUUGUUUCGAGAAAAUGCGUUUCGAAAUGGAUUUAAAGGAUUUUGCUCAGUUUUUACCACAGCCGCCUUUUCUUUUUCCGGUACCGAAUACGUAGGAGUUGCUGCUGCUGAAACCGACAACCCUGCCAAGGCUUUCCCAAAGGCUGUUCGCCAAACUUUUUUUCGUAUUGCCAUUUUUUAUAUCUUUUCUCUUCUCAUCGUAGGUCUGCUCGUUAGUGGUGCCGACCCUCGCCUAACUUCUUAUAGCGGGGUGGAUGCCAGUCCCUUCGUCCUAGCCAUCAAAGACGCAAACAUUAAAGCCUUACCUUCAAUUCUAAACGCCGUUAUUUUAAUUUCUGUUAUAUCUUCUGCGAAUGCAACACUCUAUGCAGGAAGUCGCGCUAUUCAUUCUUUAGGCUGUAAUGGGUUCGCCCCAAAAUGCUUCGGCUGGGUAGAUCGUUCUGGCCGUCCUAUCAUUGCUCUUCUCAUUCUUUUUUUCUUUAUGCCUUUGGCAUAUUUGGUAGAAACGGGAAAAAGUACAACUGUGUUUAACUGGCUUCUGUCUAUUUCUAGCCUUGGCACUUUGUUUACCUGGGGGAGCAUCAAUUUAGCCUAUAUUCGUUAUCGUUCUGCUAUGAAACAUCAACAGCGUAGCGUGAAACAGAUUGGUUUUCGCUCUCCUUUUGGUAUCUAUGCCGCCUGGUAUGCCUUUGGCUUUAUUUGCUUGGUAUUAGUAGCUGAAUUUUAUGUUUCAGUUAGCCCCAUUAGCGGAAAAUCGAGUGCGAAUUCCUUUUUUAUGAACUAUUUAUCAGCGAUUAUUAUUUUGGUUUUUUUUGUUGUUCACAAACUUAUCUACAGAACUCCGAUCAUUACCUCCAGUAGUAUGGACAUCGAAACUGACUUGGCCUGUGUAGUACCGUCAGAGAAAGAUCAAGAAAAACUCGAGACGACCGGCUUUGGGUCACUUCAAAAUGCCAUUAAGAAAAUGCUAUUUUUUUUAAAAACAUAUUUUCCUUGA